UAAAGAGCAGAUUGAGCAAUCUGAUCGGCACAUUCGUCUCCACAUCAAACACCCUGAUAGGAGGAAAUGUUUUGUCUGAGGGAUUUUAUUGCUUUCAUUCUCUGUGCCUUACUUCUUAUCAAACUCAGUCAUGGUUCUGAGAUUAUCAAUGGGAGAGAAGUGGAGCCCCACUCGUUGCCCUACAUGGCUCUCCUGGAGUUAAACCAACCAGCCUGUGGAGGAAUACUAGUUGAUCCGAAAUGGGUUCUGACUGCUGCACACUGCAUAAAGAUAAAGACUGUGUUGCUGGGGGUUCACUCCAUCAAAGAAAAGAAGAAGGAACAGAAGUGCAGGCAGAUCCGUAAGGUGAAGAAAAGUAUUCCUCAUCCAUGCUAUGACAGCAAAGAAAGAAACAACGAUCUCAUGUUGCUCAAGCUGGACAAAGCAGUGAAGGAAACCCAAUGGGUGAAAACUCUCAAGCUGAAUAAAGUUGUCAAAGAGCCAGCAGCCGGUUCAGUCUGUAAGGUGGCAGGAUGGGGAAAAACCGAUAAGGAUGCAACUACCAUGUCAGAUGUUUUGAUGUCGACCAAUGUGACAGUGAUCAACAGAACGAAAUGCAACUCAAAAGAUUAUUACAACCUUGAUCCUUACAUAACUAAGAACAUGAUAUGUGCCGGGUGGAAUGGAAAAAUCAAAGCUGACACUUGUAAGGGAGAUUCAGGAGGGCCAAUUUUGUGCAAUGAAGGUCUAGUUGGGGUUACGUCUUUUGGGCGUGAGUGUGGAAUUCAAAACAAACCUGGAGUGUACGCUUUCCUCACUGAAGACAACCUUAAACUGGGUCAAGAAGACAAUGAAGACAACAAAAUGUUCUCUCUGUGGGGCGUCAUUGCCCUUUUCCUUACGAUCAACUCAAGCCAUGGUUCUGAAAUUAUCAAUGGGAAAGAAGUGAAGCCGCACUCGUUGCCCUACAUGGCUUUGCUGGAGUCAAGCCAACCAGUCUGUGGAGGAAUAUUAAUUGAUCCAAACUGGGUUCUGACUGCUGCACACUGUGAAGGUGUUAAGACUGUGUUGCUGGGGGUUCACUCCAUCAAGGAGAAGAAGAAUGAACAGCAGUACAGGCAGAUCCUUAAGGUAUCAAGAAGUGUUCCUCAUCCGUGCUUUGAUAGCAAGGAAAAAAACAACGAUCUCAUGUUACUCAAGCUGGACAAGGCAGUGAAGCAUACCGAAUCGGUGAGCUCUUUGAAACUGAAUGACGUUGUCAAAGAGCCAGCAGCAGGUUCAGUCUGUAUGGUGGCUGGAUGGGGACAAACCAAAAAAGGUGGAGCUGCUUUGUCAGAUGUUCUGAUGUCAGCCAAUGUGACAGUGAUCGACAGAAUGAAAUGCAACUCAAAGAAAUAUUACCAACUUCGUCCAUAUAUAACUAAGAACAUGAUAUGUGCUGGGGCCAGUGGUAAAAUCAAAGGUGACACUUGUCAGGGAGAUUCAGGAGGGCCAAUACUGUGCAAUGGAGCUGUAGUUGGUGUCGCAUCUUUUGGUUACAAGUGUGGAAUCAAAAACAAACCUGGAGUGUACGCUUUCCUUACCGAAGAUCACCUCAAGUGGAUCAAAAAGACAAUGAAGACUCCUGCAAAUGAAUGAAGGUUGUUCUUGAGUUGCUGUUUUGCUCUUUCAGUUAUUGUUUUGCUGUCUGUUGUAAUUUAGCCUGCAUUACGUUAGAAAAAAGCUUCGGUAAAAACACCCAAUGAACAAAUAAAACUCUGAGUUUUUACUUCUCACAGCAAGGCUUGAGCUAUUUCUGAUAACCACUUUAAACAAAUAAAGAGUAAAAUAUUUCUUUUCUUGCUCUGUAUCGGAUUAGCUGAUAUCUGAGUCGAUCCUUUUCAGCAGCAAAAAAUGUAAAAAUA
Poeciliopsis prolifica (blackstripe livebearer) is the source of this 1883-nucleotide messenger RNA. RefSeq lists its product as uncharacterized. The transcript is spliced from 10 exons. Gene Ontology annotation, biological process: proteolysis. The coding region runs from base 67 to 1617 and encodes 516 amino acids. Lineage: Eukaryota; Metazoa; Chordata; Actinopteri; Cyprinodontiformes; Poeciliidae. The record is from RefSeq and is a predicted model, not a curated record. Gene Ontology annotation, molecular function: serine-type endopeptidase activity.